AUGAGCAAGGUUAGUAAGGCUAAGCAGGAUGUUGGAUUGAAAGUCAAAUCGGCUUUGGAGGUUGUUGUGGACAUGGACAAAUCUCUUAAGGUAGAUUUGAGGACUGUGAGAGAUAAGAUUAAAAGUGAGAUAGGGAGGGUGAUUAGGGAUUUGGGAGUUUUGACGUUGAAUGAGAAAGUGAAGAAUGAUUUGGAGACGUUGAAGGAGAGGAUUAGUAGGCUUGCAAAUGGUAUGGAACAAGAUGACCCUAAGAAUGCCCUUGUUAAAGAAGCCUUGGAAAAGCUUGGGAAUGCGAAAACGCCACUGCAUAGUCUUGCUGGUCAUAAAAGUGCUACGAUUCAGACAAAGUUGACGGAGAUGGAUGGAUUGUUUGAGACGCAUAUCAGGGAUAAGCUUCAAACAGCGGUCACUGCAGUUGGCACGGCGAUUGGGGAGCUUGGAGAGAAUUUUGAUAAAAGUACUAAUAUUAGCGGUAUUAUUGAAAAUAUUAAAAAUAAGGUUGGGGAGAUUAAGGGGAAGGGAGGUCAAAAGAAAAAUGGGAAAUGGGAAAAUAACUCAGGCCUAGAUGGGAUUGUUGAGAGAGUGAAGGAUCUUGCUAAUGCGUUUGUUAAUAGUGGGUACGGGAAAGGGCUUAAUGCUAGAGUAGGCGGUUGGGUGGAAGGUGUGAUAGGAAACGGGAAGCAGCCAAGGGAAAAUGGUUAUAAGCCCGGCAUGAAAGCCGUGACGUCUUGGCUUCAGGCGUAUCAGAAUGCGACUACGAGGGGAGGGCAUAGGGAAAGCGAUUUUAAAGAUCAAGUUAAGAACAAGAUUAUGCAACAGGCACAAAUCUCACAAGCCAUUGCUGCAGCUCAGCUGAAGUUUAAUGAUGUAAGGGGGAGAAAUGACCAAUCUAAAAUUACCGGAAAUCUUAAGGCAAUCGUCGACGCUUGCGAGGAGUUUGUCGAAGAGCUUGAUAAGCAGAUUUCUAAAUCGGGAAUUGACACGCCUGUCAAUAACAUAGCCGGAGGUAUUCAGCAUUGGAUGCAGGGGCUGGUUCUUUGGAAGCAUGGGUUCACCGACUCCGAUCUCAAGUCUGCCGUACGCUUCACCCUCGUUGCGCUCUGCGCUUCUGUGAGGCAGGUUGGCAAUGAGAUAAAUUCACUAGGUACCGACAAGUUUGGCAACAUCCUGGACGAAAUAAAGCCGACGGUUGAUCAUCUUGAUGCUGCGCUUAAAAAUGCGACACAGAAGCCCAGACCCAGCCAAGGUACUGGCCAAAAGGAUAGCCCCGCCAAGGUUGUGGACACUAAGUUGGAGGCGGUGAGGGAUUUCGUGAGUGAAGAUAAGCUUACUCAAAACUUUAAAGAUAACGUCAUAAAAGAACUGAAAACUCAGGUUGACAAUCUUCCCACCGCCGUUAAAGAGUUCGACGAGAAAGCUCAAGAACAGAUCAGGGAAGCCGCCAAGACGGCGAUUGAGAAGGCGGCUGAGCAGAUUAGUGAGGGUGAUAUAAUAACACUUAGUGAAGGUGGCCUAAUGUCUGAUUUCGAAAAGGCCCACAAGCUGAUCAGAGAGAAGCUCGACGGAGACCUUAAGAAGCCAGUUGAUGACAACAUUGGGAAGGAUGAUCCGCCGGGUGGUCAAGCAGAUAAAGUCACGCUUGCUAAUGGAAGUUUUACGACUUACAAUGAUCACGUUAAACAAGACAAAGUUGUGACUGGUACCCUAACCGGCAUUAAAGACGAAGGCGCACUUUCAGAGGCGAUCGGGAACAUCAAGGCUCAGGUGUACGAUACUUUGAAAAUGAUCGAUCCACAUUAUAGUGCCAGUGUUGGUAUCAGAGACAAAAUUGACGAUAAAACAUUUACCGGUCCGUUCGAAAAUAUUAAGACAGAGCUUGACGAGAUCAAGAAAUUGGUUGAUAGUAAGGGGGGAAGCAAAUACCUUGGUGAUUAUAACGAAAACAAAAAAGGAGUUAAAACGUUGUUGACAGACUUACAAAAUGCGCUUAGUAAACCAACGUGGGAAUUCGACAGUAAACAAUACAAUGGCCUUGAUGCAAUCAGGGAGGCGAUUCACAACCUGAAAACAGGGAAGUAUGAUAAAAGCAGCAGUGAAAUCGACUCAGCCGUCAAAGCAAUUAAGACGCAGCUUGGAGAGCUUAGAGGGAAGUUGAAGAAAGACGGUGAUAGUGAUAAAACUGCCGUUGUCAACGCUUUGCAAGAUUUGAAAGAGAAGGGGCUUGGUGGCCAUUGGACGGACAAUAAUAAUGGAGAUUGGAAAGGUACAAAAGGUUUAACAGCAAUACAACACCGACUUGAAAUUCAAAAUGCUGAAUUGCCCAGACAAACCAAACAAAUAACCAAAGCAAUUGUCAACAUUAAAUGGGAGCUUGCAAAAGUCGGACUCAAGUUUCAAAAUAUAUUCACCGACAAUGUCAUCUUUGACCGGUUGGAAAAACUGAAAGAGAAGAUUGGUCAAGGUAAAAAAAAUGGUGACCACCUUCAAGGAAUUCAUGACGUGAUUAGUCAGCUGCAAAAGGCGCAAUUUACUGAUCAUCCCAAUCAAAUCGGCAGCGCAAAGGACCAAAUUGCAAGUGAACUUAAUACCCUCAGAACUACGCUGGAAAGCAAAAACGGGGAGGAUGUCAUUACCACGCUGACCGAUUUACAGACCAAGGGGCUGAGUGACAAUCGGUGGGAUGAGAAAAAUGUAAAUGGUUUUCAAAAAAUCCAAAAUGAUCUUAACACUCAACAAAGGACGUUGACCACACAGCCCGAACAAAUUAACCAAGGCGUCAACCAGAUCACCAGGGAGCUUGACGAUCUCCAGAAGCAGUUGCAGGGUGAGCAAGGCGGUGAGCCACAAAAAAGAGGCGUGAUAAGGAAUAUGGAUUUUAUCAUCAAAGAGAUAAGUAAAGACUCUGAGUCGCAUGGGCUUCAUAAAAUCACAAAGGACAUUGAAGAGCUCAACAAGCAAACAGUCCCGGACGUCGACAAAUAUCUCGCCGCACUUUGCAGUGUAAUUUCAAACAAUGCCGCACGCGGCGAGUGGCAACUCGAACACUUCAAAAACGAUAACAUCGACAAAGCACUCGAAAAAAUCAAGAGUGACAUCCACACCCUCUCCACCGGUGACCUCCACGAGGCCAUCGAGGCGUGCGACCAGUUCCUCAGAGACGCCGACGAAAUAGAGAGGAACACUGUGAGAUCCCUCUAG
Messenger RNA from Babesia ovata, 3198 nucleotides. Its product is annotated as Extracellular matrix-binding ebh, putative. The transcript has a single exon. The record is from RefSeq and is a predicted model, not a curated record. Bases 1 to 3198 code for a protein of 1065 amino acids. Lineage: Eukaryota; Apicomplexa; Aconoidasida; Piroplasmida; Babesiidae.